GCAUUGCAUUACUGCCGCGCCCGCACUCCGCCCGUGCCCUGCCUGCCUGCCUGCCAUUUCUGCCGCCGCCCCCUCCUCGUCGAGCUCCCUCCCUGCUCCCCUCCUGAAUCGCGGCAGCAGCAGUCAAGGCAAGGAUUUCCUGGCUGCCUGCUCCGAAGGCCCGCCCGAACCUACCCGGCUCGGCCCCGAUGGGUUCGCUGGUGUCCUGCCUCUCCGACCCCUGCCAGUCGGGGAACGGGUCCCCGCCGCCGCAGGCGAGGCGGCGCUCCUCCACCUCCUCCCGCGGCCGUGGCGGCGGCGGCGGCGGGAGGGACUCCGCCAAGGCGUCCGUGACCAUAGACGAGGAGGCGCUGGCCGCGGCGGCGGCGCUCGUGCUGGGGCAGCGGGGCGGUGGCGCGUUCGAGCGGUCCGCGUCGGUGCGGUACGCGGCCAAGCGGCACGGCCAGGGCCCGCCGCUGCCCCGCAGCUGCAGCACGCGCCCCAGGUCGCUCGCUGACCCCGAGCUCCAGCCGCAGCAGCUCCUCGCCAAGGAUUUGAACACCAAGGAUUUGGAAACCAGCGUCAUUGUUCUCGUCCAUGGAGGCGGAUUCGGCGCCUGGUGUUGGUACAAGACUAUAUCGCUUCUUGAAGACAGUGGGUUCAGAGUUAACGCCAUCGACUUGACAGGCUCCGGGAUCCAUUCUUAUGACACGAACAAGAUUUGCAGUCUUUCAGAGUACGCUGAACCGCUUACGUCUUACCUUGAAGGCUUAGGUGAUGCUGAAAAGGUAAUCUUGGUGGCUCAUGAUCUUGGUGGUGCCUGCGUAUCCUACGCAAUGGAGAUGUUCCCAACCAAAGUUGCCAAGGCCGUUUUUCUCUGUGCAGCGAUGCUGACGAACGGAAACAGUGCCCUUGACAUGUUCCAGCAGCAGAUGGACACAAACGGCACGCUCCAAAAGGCGCAGGCAUUCGUCUACUCCAACGGCAAGGACCGGCCCCCGACCGCCAUCAACGUCGACAGGGCAUUGCUUAGAGACUUGUUGUUCAACCAGAGCCCUUCCAAGGACGUGUCGCUGGCCUCGGUGUCCAUGAGGCCCAUCCCCUUCGCCCCUGUGCUGGAGAAGCUCGUGCUCACCGCCGAGAACUACGGCUCGGUGCGGCGGUUCUACGUGGAGACCACGGAGGACAACGCGAUCCCUCUGCCCCUCCAGCAGAGCAUGUGUGGCGCCAACCCACCGGAGAAGGUGCUGCGGCUGAAGGGGGCCGACCACGCACCCUUCUUCUCCAAGCCGCAGGCGCUGCACAAGACCCUCGUCGAGAUCGCCGCCAUGCCGCCGGUCGGGGCUUCGUGAGAACGUGUUUGUUUAGCUUCCUUCAGGUUUUGCUGGACGGUGAGCUUGCGUGCGUGACUGUUGUACAGGCUGAGGAUGGUAUGGUCUGUGGCGGUGUGGCAACAAGUAGGGGCUCUAGAAUCUCAGCGUCGUCUCCACGAAGGCAUCCUUAUUCCUUCCAUUAUACUUAGGCUAUCCGCAACCGUUACCCCUAAAUUUUUCCCCCUA
Zea mays is the source of this 1538-nucleotide messenger RNA. Its product is annotated as putative methylesterase 11, chloroplastic. The transcript has 5 exons. Lineage: Eukaryota; Viridiplantae; Streptophyta; Magnoliopsida; Poales; Poaceae. The record is from RefSeq and is a predicted model, not a curated record. Gene Ontology annotation, molecular function: methyl jasmonate esterase activity; methyl salicylate esterase activity; methyl indole-3-acetate esterase activity. Gene Ontology annotation, biological process: jasmonic acid metabolic process; salicylic acid metabolic process. The coding region runs from base 189 to 1331 and encodes 380 amino acids.